CCAUUUUGUGCGACAAAAUUCUAUCUAAGAGCUUGCUUUCGGAGUGACUGGUGGUGUGGCGGAAUCUUAUUUAUUUUUUUCCAUUUACAAGCGCAUAUUCUCUUAACCAAAAUAUUUAAAAAUAUAACAAAUAAAUCGGUAAAAAAUGGGUGAAGAUUAUAAUGGAGACAGAGAUCGACAAGAUCGAGACAAAGACAGGGAUCGCGAAAGAGAUCGUGACAGGGAUAGGAGGCACAAAUCUCGUAGCAGGGAUCGUAGAAAGAGAUCUCGGUCCCGAUCUAAAGAUCGCAGAGAUAGAAAACGAAGUUCUUCACCGAAAAAAAGUCGAAGCUCACGAAGAAGAAAACCUUCACUUUAUUGGGACGUUCCACCACCUGGUUUUGAGCACAUUACACCACUGCAGUAUAAGGCAAUGCAAGCCGCUGGUCAAAUUCCAGCAAAUAUCGUAGCAGAUACUCCACAGGCAGCAGUUCCAGUCGUAGGCAGUACAAUUACUCGACAAGCCAGAAGGCUUUAUGUAGGAAACAUUCCUUUCGGAGUAACAGAAGAAGAAAUGAUGGAAUUCUUCAAUCAACAGAUGCACCUAUCUGGUCUAGCACAAGCUGCUGGCAAUCCCGUGCUUGCUUGUCAAAUUAAUUUAGACAAAAAUUUCGCUUUUCUUGAGUUCCGCUCGAUAGAUGAAACGACACAAGCAAUGGCAUUCGAUGGUAUCAACUUCAAAGGACAGAGCUUGAAAAUUAGAAGACCACAUGAUUAUCAACCAAUGCCCGGAAUGACAGACAAUCCAAGCAUGAACGUGCCAGGUACGGUUCCGGAUUCACCGCAUAAGAUCUUCAUUGGUGGAUUACCCAACUACUUAAACGAGGAACAGGUGAAAGAGCUGCUGAUGAGCUUUGGUCAACUUCGAGCAUUCAAUUUGGUGAAAGAUUCAGCGACAGGACUUUCGAAGGGUUACGCAUUUUGCGAGUACAUUGAUGUAUCAAUGACUGAUCAAGCAAUAGCUGGACUCAACGGUAUGCAACUAGGUGAUAAAAAAUUAAUUGUUCAACGAGCUAGUGUAGGAGCAAAGAACCCAAUGAUUGGAACACAGGCUCCUGUACAAAUUCAAGUUCCUGGAUUGUCCAUGGUUGGUACCAGUGGGCCUCCAACAGAGGUAUUAUGUCUUCUUAACAUGGUAACACCAGAAGAAUUGAUGGAAGAGGAAGAAUAUGAAGAUAUUCUGGAAGACAUUAAAGAAGAGUGUAAUAAAUAUGGAGUGGUACGAUCAGUAGAAAUUCCUAGACCAAUCGAAGGUGUUGAUGUUCCAGGAUGUGGUAAAGUAUUUGUUGAAUUCAACAGCGUAAUUGACUGUCAAAAAGCUCAACAAACACUUACUGGUCGUAAAUUUAAUAAUCGAGUAGUGGUAACUUCAUAUUUUGAUCCUGACAAAUACCACCGACGAGAAUUUUAAAAUGUUCAAUAAUAUUUACAAUAGAAUACAAUAAUUUUUUCAACGAAUACAAUCUACAAUUGAUAUUACAACUGUCGAAUUAAAUUGUAUAAUGUAUAUGAGUGAUCAUUUUUUACAGAUGUGAGAGUCAUUGAGUGUAUAAAUCACACAUUGACAAUUUCUUUAAUAUAUAUUAUCAAUUCUUAAAUUUGAUCAUUACUCUACGAAUGUGUAUUUUUAUUCAGUAAAUGUAUUACAUAUGUAUAGAACUCUACCGAAAUUAGUUCUCAAAAUCGUAUCAUGUAUACAUGAUCAAAAAAAAAAUGUGGCCAAGAGUUGCUCAUUUUCAUUGAAGGAAUUUUACUUGUUAGCUUUGACAAAACAUCGGCAAUUAUUCCUUCCAUCAAUACCAAUCGUUGAUAUAUAUGAAUUCUUUCGUGGUAAACGAAGUAGUACAAUUUGUUCAGUAAUAAGAGAAAUUUCAGAACUCUGCUUAAUUGAAGCUCUAGCAGCAAUCUUUUCUCGGUGUUCAAAAAAAAUCCAAAUUUUGGCGGCAGCUAGUAUUGUUGAAGACUGAUAAUGUUCAACAUUAUUCACUUCAGCUUCAGAAGUAGAAGCAUGAAGAGAUUUUUCAGAAGUUGAAGAAGUAUUCUCCGAUGUUUUAUUUUUCUUUCAUUCUUGCAAUGAUGAAUGAUACUUCUUCCCACAUUUUUUACACCUUAGUGACCAACAAGAUGACGAUUCAUGUGGUUUAAGACUUUCGUUAGGUAGAAUUAUCAGUGCCUGUUUGUCUGAGUCACAUAAAUUUGUUUAAAAUAUGAUGUAGGAUAUACUAUGUUUCAUAUAAAUUAAAGUAUCUUUGUUUAUGUAGUCAAUAUUAUACUUUUUAUUAUAAAA
This is a messenger RNA of Chelonus insularis, 2326 nucleotides long. It is a transcript of the gene U2af50, whose product is annotated as U2 small nuclear riboprotein auxiliary factor 50. Gene Ontology annotation, cellular component: nuclear speck; nucleus; U2-type prespliceosome. Gene Ontology annotation, molecular function: poly-pyrimidine tract binding; pre-mRNA 3'-splice site binding. Bases 146 to 1450 code for a protein of 434 amino acids. The record is from RefSeq and is a predicted model, not a curated record. The transcript has 8 exons. Lineage: Eukaryota; Metazoa; Arthropoda; Insecta; Hymenoptera; Braconidae. Gene Ontology annotation, biological process: mRNA processing.